CAUUCUCUCCAAUUUCACUUGCAAAGUUUUUCACUGUAUUACAAAAUCAAUCUAUUACAAUGGCUGCUUCAACAAUGGGUCUGUCUUCACCAUCACUGGCUGGCCAAGCAAUCAAGCUGGCCCCCUCCACCCCAGAGCUAGGCAAUGGAAGGGUCAGCAUGAGGAAAACAGCCUCCAAAAGCGUUUCCUCAGGAAGCCCAUGGUACGGCCCAGACCGUGUAAAGUACUUGGGCCCAUUCUCGGGUGAGGCCCCAUCGUACCUGACUGGUGAAUUCCCAGGUGACUAUGGUUGGGACACUGCUGGGCUUUCUGCUGACCCAGAGACUUUUGCCAGAAACCGUGAACUGGAAGUGAUCCACUCGAGAUGGGCCAUGUUGGGAGCCUUGGGCUGCGUCUUCCCUGAACUAUUGGCCCGCAAUGGUGUCAAGUUUGGCGAGGCCGUGUGGUUCAAGGCUGGGUCUCAGAUAUUCAGCGAGGGUGGGCUUGACUACUUGGGCAACCCAAGCUUGAUCCAUGCACAGAGCAUCCUUGCGAUCUGGGCCACCCAGGUUAUUUUGAUGGGUGCUGUUGAGGGUUACCGUAUUGCCGGUGGGCCUCUUGGUGAGGUGACAGACCCAAUCUACCCAGGUGGGAGCUUUGACCCAUUGGGCCUUGCAGAUGACCCAGAGGCCUUUGCUGAGUUGAAGGUGAAAGAGUUGAAGAAUGGUAGGUUGGCCAUGUUCUCCAUGUUUGGUUUCUUUGUUCAAGCCAUUGUCACUGGAAAGGGACCUUUGGAAAACCUUGCUGAUCACUUAGCUGACCCAGUCAACAACAAUGCCUGGGCUUAUGCCACCAACUUUGUCCCCGGAAAUAAAAAUGCUGGGUCUCAGAUAUUCAGCGAGGGUGGGCUUGACUACUUGGGCAACCCAAGCUUGAUCCAUGCACAGAGCAUCCUUGCGAUCUGGGCCACCCAGGUUAUUUUGAUGGGUGCUGUUGAGGGUUACCGUAUUGCCGGUGGGCCUCUUGGUGAGGUGACAGACCCAAUCUACCCAGGUGGGAGCUUUGACCCAUUGGGCCUUGCAGAUGACCCAGAGGCCUUUGCUGAGUUGAAGGUGAAAGAGUUGAAGAAUGGUAGGUUGGCCAUGUUCUCCAUGUUUGGUUUCUUUGUUCAAGCCAUUGUCACUGGAAAGGGACCUUUGGAAAACCUUGCUGAUCACCUAGCUGACCCAGUCAACAACAAUGCCUGGGCUUAUGCCACCAACUUCGUCCCCGGAAAGUGACUGAAAAAUUAGAAUUGAAAAGAACAAGUAAUGGCUUGUGAAUUUUAUGUUAUUUAGUAAAGCAUUUAUUGGGUUUA
Cajanus cajan (pigeon pea) is the source of this 1336-nucleotide messenger RNA. RefSeq names its product chlorophyll a-b binding protein, chloroplastic. The record is from RefSeq and is a predicted model, not a curated record. NCBI's taxonomy places the organism in Eukaryota, Viridiplantae, Streptophyta, Magnoliopsida, Fabales, Fabaceae. Gene Ontology annotation, cellular component: membrane. Gene Ontology annotation, biological process: photosynthesis, light harvesting.